AUGCGAUCACGUAUAAGCUAUUCUUGCUCUAACUGCAAGAAACGGAAAGUAAAAUGUGACAGAAGAAAGCCAAUUUGUACGUCUUGCGAGAAGAAUAGAAUACCAUCUCACUUGUGUAUAUACCAAGACUCUAAAUAUGCUUUGUCUGCUGCAAAGGAGAAGCAUACAAGGGAAAGGCAACAUCUGGAUGAGAUUCUCAGUUCAGAUACCAGUGGCGAUUCGAUGAACUUGGAAGAUUUUGUCUUCUUCAAACCUAAGUAUGACGCAUAUAGGUAUUUUGGUCCGACUAGCUGGAGAACAAUCUUAAAGCAGUCAUUGCAGGACUAUCCAAUAAUGUUAGAAAUUUCAAUUAAGACCCACGCUGAUAUAAAGAAAAUGGAAAGAAAGGAAACGAAGCAACCUUGCCCUCAAUACCCUAAAGAUAAGGAUGACUGUUGCUUGAUGCUAUCACGAAUUUUGCCAACAUACAAAGAAUGCUCGAAACUUUUAAGCUAUUUUCUCCAAUUGCCUGAGCUAUUCUUCAGCUGCUUCAAUGGCGACAAUGUUUUUGAAUACUUUAAGGAAGUAUUUGAAGUGGGAGCUGACUUUCGCAGUGUAUCUGUAGUGAAGAAUUGCAAUGAUAUCAAACUUAGCAUCGUGCUUAGCAUACUCACCAUCUCAUCCUUCAUUCACAGUGAGAGCAAACUUGAAGCUUCUAAUUUGAUUAUCAUUGCAAAAUGGCUCGCACGAAGCACAGAAUUGAAACUUUCCAUGCCAAAUCUCUGGGCAUUGAUGUUACUUCACGAAUUAAAUAAAUAUGAAUAUGAUUUUGAUACAGACAGCGAAAUGCCCACAGAACUGAUAUCGUUGUCUAUGAUUGUCACUUUCGCCACAAGUUUGGGACUUGGAAGAGACAUCGAGGCAAUUCAUGAUGGAAAUGAACACUACAUCGAGUGUCUCAAUAAUGCUUGGAAGUAUAUUUUGUUUGAAGACACCUUAAGAAGUUUCCGAAUGGGUUUUCAGCCAAUGAUUCGAGAUGAUUAUGUUCAACACAAUCUACUCGAAAAUGACCGCAGAAACUAUAAACAAAGGAUCAAGACUCUUCGGGCUGUGAAUGACAUGGUUAAUCUGUAUCAAACAGCCAAAAUGGUGAACCUCAACUAUGCAAUCGAUCGAAUAAAAUCACUCGUAAUAAUGGACAAUCAACAAGAAAUGGAUAGCUUACUGGAACAGGCAUAUCUUCGACUAAUUGACCUAACUUACAUACAUAGUUUGCAUUAUAUUCAUUUCUUGAAAUUUCAAACGGAAAACAACAAAAUAGAGUUAUUUAAGUCCUCACUCUUGUUGUUUGUUGCUACGAACAGUAUGAUCAAUGAAUUGCCAACAGGUCUGGUUCAUUGUUUUGUUCCGUACAUUGUCGAGAUUAGAGAAGCAUUACUCAGAAGUACGGUUUUCUUUUUGCAUAAGGCUCUAAUUUUAUUAGUCAACUAUGAAACCAUUAAGAAACAAAGCAAACAAUAUAACUUGAAUGAAUUGUUGACGGUUAAAGGGGUGAACGAAUUCCUUGAGCAAGACACCGAAAUGAUCAACUCCUAUUUGAACGACGUAUACUGGAUUGUUAAGAUCAUCACAGAUCAUUGUUGCGAAGCAUUUCUCAAACUCAGUACAGUCAAUUCUGCUGCAAAGUCAACAUUGGUUUUUAUUAAUCACGUAUUGGAUCAUAUUGCACAUGAGCUAGAAUCUAUCGACAAGACCAAUGUGAAUUUGGUAUUUUCAGACGUGUUUGCAUUGGAGGAAGCAGAUAAGGUCUUGCCACCAACAGAAUUAGAUUUCUCUGAAUUUGAAAAAGGUGAAUUGUGGGCUUUCUUUGGAUAG
Messenger RNA from Scheffersomyces stipitis CBS 6054, 1854 nucleotides. RefSeq lists its product as uncharacterized. Gene Ontology annotation, biological process: regulation of DNA-templated transcription; DNA-templated transcription. Bases 1 to 1854 code for a protein of 617 amino acids. Lineage: Eukaryota; Fungi; Ascomycota; Pichiomycetes; Serinales; Debaryomycetaceae. The transcript has a single exon. The record is from RefSeq and is a predicted model, not a curated record. Gene Ontology annotation, molecular function: zinc ion binding; DNA binding; DNA-binding transcription factor activity, RNA polymerase II-specific.